ACUGAACAGCGCCAUCUGGUCACAGUUUUCGACGGGUCACAGAUUUCGGCACAACAGCGGUUUGGAGUAGAAGGUGAAAGAGCUGGUGGGUCGGCAUUUUGCGGGAACUCGGUUCGAUUGCUGGCGAGGCUGCGGCUGGAUUCUCGAGAAGAGAAGAGCGGGGCUCUGGCUAGAGUUGUUAGCAGAAGAGAUCUGAAGUCUAAUCAGCAGCAGAUGUUUGUCUUCAUCCCAUCACAGACUGUUGAUAACUGUACAUGAUGAGAAGAACCUUGAUGCUCUCAAAGAAGUAAAAACACCAAGCCGAGUCAAGUGUAUUUUAUUUUAUUAUUUGCUUCUUAAUCAAGAUGAGUUCCUGUAGUGCACAAAAGACACUUCAUAAAACUGAUAACACCACCCUUACAAAAAAAGGGAAAAAUCCGCCUGAUAUUUCUUUAGAUUAUGUAGUUGAGGAUUUGUUGUCAUAUUACAGCGGGUUUAGGUACUUUUGUUCCAUCGAAAACCAGAUUGAAAAGAAAUACAGCAUUAAAAAAGAGGACGGCAACUGCUGGCCGGCUGGCGAUAUCAAACGUGCCUGGGGGAAAACACAAAGAAUGAAUAAAAGCUCCAAAAGGAGAAAAUGCUGGGCUCUUGCGAUCACACUGCAGCUGUUAAAAAGGCAAAUGAGAAAUGAAGAUCUGAUGGAGAGUGGAAAUGUUGUUCAGAAAUGUGCCGAGUUGAGUUUGCAUGAGACAUCGGUCCAAUUAAAAGCUGAAAGAGAGAAUGGAAGAGAGGAUGAUAGUCUUCAUUUAAUUGAUGAUAUAAAGCUGCAGGGAGCUUCAGGGUCAGCUGUGCAAUGUGCUGGAUCUACACACCAACAAUAUAGUUAUUCAACGCAAACUCACAGUGUCAGUCAGGGCAAUGGAGUUCAGCAGAAUUGGAAUAAUUACAAUGCUUCAUAUGGACAGCCCCGAUAUGAUCAAAAUACAGCAUUACAAAGUCACGCAGCAGUAAACCCUUACAGAAGAGUUCCAACCAACUGCAUACCAAUCCCAGUCAUAAGAAUGUAUGGCAAUGAAGUGACACCAAAUGACUUUGUGACUGUUCUGACUGUUCUUCCAAAUACUGUCCCAUCCGCCUAUAAAUUAACAGAUGGACUUCCUUUCCGUCUUCAUGAAGGUAUACGUUAUUUCAAUACUGAAAUAAGGAGAAGAAAAUCAUAUGUCAUGUCAUUCGACAGUAGAACCAACAAUGCUGAAUGGGUGUAUGAGAUACUGAACCAGCAGACUUUGGUGAAAAAUUAUGUGCGGCAGGGAACUUUUGGAGGUGUCUAUGACAGAGGUCAUCUUGCUGCAGCUUCCAAUCACAUGUGGUGCAGGGAAGCCUAUGAGGACACUUUUCCGAGCGACAACAUUAUACCACAACAUAAGCAGUUAAACCGUGGCGUAUGGAGGACAUUGGAGAACUAUUGUCAAGAAAGCAGUGGUCUUCGCACUGUCCGUAAUGUCCAUGUGUACACUGGGCCAAUUUACAGAAAUAGAGGGACUGCUGUUACAUUGAAUGGGAAGAUAGUGCCAUCUGACGUCUUUAAGGUGGUGAUUGUGGAGAAUGAGGACGGGACAGUAAAUGUGCCUGAAUGCUUCCUGAUGCCCAAUUAGAGGCCUUGACUCUCACUGCUGGAAGCCUACAGAUCGGAUAUUAAUACAAUUCAGACACUCACCAAUCUGCAUUUCAUAGUAAAUACCCAAGAUACACUUACAGAUAAUAUAAUGACAGUGACAUCUUGGGGUUCAGAUGUAAAUGGAACACCUCAAAAUGCUCAAACAGAAGUCAGAAUAAGCCUAUUCUCAUAAGAAAACCAAAUGUAUUGAUUGUUUGCAUCUUGCAUGCAGAAUAUAUUGAUUCCCUGCAUCUGGUGUGCUCCGUCCACAAAUUGCUGUAAUAAAUAGUUAAUCAAUCUGAUAAUUAACAUUUUCCAGCAGUUUUUGAUUCAUUACAUUACAGCAACUCGAUCUCUCCUCUGGUACCUCUUCAAGCUGAGCAUUGACUUUUAUUGUAAUUCUCAGUGCUUAAAUGAUGGGUUGGUGGAUAUUAAAGAGCCCAUAUUAUACAUGAAAUAGGGUCAUAUUUAGGUUGUAAGGGUCUCCAACAACAGUCUAAUAUGCAUGCAAGGUCAUAAAACACUUUGAUGGUCUUAUAAUCUGCAUUUAUUUUUACCUAAUUAUCCCAACGACUCCCAUAUGAAUCGUUCAGCGAUUCAUUUGUUCCCAAACCCCUCCUCAGCGCGAAGCUAAUCUGCGCUGAUUGGACCGAUGACAGCCUGCUGCGAUUGGUCGACAGUGACAGGCUUCAGCACGAGACAGAGUGAAAUGCCCAGCUGGUAAUCAACAAUAUAAAAGUAGUCACAGUGCACACGCGCUUCAUAGUGUAAGGCUUUUUUCACACACACACACACACAACCCUCCUCAGAAGAACUGGGGGAAGCGACGCGAGUCUCUCUCUCUCUCUCUCUCUCUCUCUCUCUCUCUCACACACACACACACACACAACGCUCCUCAGAAAAACUAGGGAAAGCGACGCGAGUCUCUCUCUCUCUCUCUCUCUCUCUCUCUCUCUCUCUCUCUCUCUCUCUCUCACACACACACACAACGCUCCUCAGAAAAACUAGGGAAAGCGACGCGAGUCUCUCUCUCUCUCUCUCUCUCUCUCUCUCUCUCUCUCUCUCUCUCUCUCUCACACACACACACAACGCUCCUCAGAAGAACUAGGGAAAGCGACGCGAGUCUCCUAGCCUCUCCCUCUCCCUCUCUCACACACACACACACACAACGCUCCUCAGAAGAACUAGGGAAAGCGACGCGAGUCUCCUAGCCUCUCCCUCUCCCUCUCUCACACACACACACAACGCUCCUCAGAAGAACUAGGGAAAGCGACGCGAGUCUCUCUCUCUCUCUCUCUCUCUCACACACACACACACACAACGCUCCUCAGAAAAACUAGGGAAAGCGACGCGAGUCUCUCUCUCUCUCUCUCUCUCUCUCUCUCUCACACACACACACUCACACACACACACACACACACACUCACACACACACACACACACACACACAACGCUCCUCAGAACUAGGGAGAUCAACACGAGUCUCCUUUCUCCUAGCUUACGAUCGCCAUAGCAACGACAAACGGCAGUGGAACGCGAGCUCACAAAAGCCUUUAAUGUUAAAUCCGUAAACAAAGCGGCACGCGUCGCGUUUUUAACGUGGCUUACACGUGAUAAGAGAAUAUAAAGAGUAACCGCGUGUACUGUACCAGGUUAACAAGUAACAAAACACAAUAAAUACAUAAUUUGCAAGCUAGAGUAAACGAGGCAACAAUUUUAAAUCGCACUUACACUGCGUCAUCGCGAAACACCUAAUGACUCGUUAUCAAGACGACUCGUUUGAAGCACUAUGAGUCGACUCUUUUAUAGAUGAAUCAAUAGUUUUAAACACUGUACACUUACAGAUUUAAGCCUUAGCUGGAUAUUUCACUUCACUUAGAGCUGUGUGACACACUACAUGGAAGGGCAUUUUCAAAAACCCAUAAUAUGGGCUCUUUAAUGAAAGUUUAUUCAACACAAGUGAGAACAAUACAAGGAUUCAAAGAAACGAAAGAACAAAAAUAUGUAAAUAACAAUCGUUUAAAGUUUUAUGUGUAGUCAGAGACAAAGAGGAGAGGGUUUUCAUUGUUAGAAGUUAGCAGGACCUUCAGUUCCUGUUAGGUAAUCCUCAUUUAUAUAACAUAUUUAAUAACUCAAACUUAACACUUUCACAAGCUUCACAUUCGGUAUGGUUUCAAAGACGCCGAGCCCUUCCUCAAAACGCUCAGCUGCCUCUUUCACAUACAUAUAAGAUUGACCUAUGAGCUUCACAUACGUAAUAUAAAUCUCACAAAUAUGCAAACUGUAUAUUACAUAGCAGUCACUUACAAUAUAUCAAUAAUAUUAAAAAAAUAUUACAAAUGUUCCUAAUGUUUUUUUAUGGCUGUAACAAUAAUCAUCCUGUUGCUUCAAUAUGUAUGUACACUUAGUACUUCUAAACCACAAUGUGAGACCUUACAAGGCGUUUUACAGUGUUGCCAGUUGAAUUACUGUAGUAGAGCAGUAGCAGCGACUAACUGGAAAAACUGCUUACAGUUAUAUACUGAAAAUUACAGCGAGUAACUGGCAGGAGUGUUAGCAGGUAACUACUGUACUGUAGUGCUACUACUGCAUGAUACUGCACACACAUUAAUGGUAUGUCAUAUUUAGUUGUCAUUUGUAGGGUUAUUGAAAUGAAUCAAUAUUCAAUCAAUUAAUCAAUACAUUAAUCAAUAUAUAUAUAUAUAUAUAUA
Molecule: messenger RNA, 4347 nt
Organism: Danio aesculapii
Lineage: Eukaryota; Metazoa; Chordata; Actinopteri; Cypriniformes; Danionidae
Exons: 3
Coding region: 345-1634 (429 amino acids)
Biological process (GO): apoptotic DNA fragmentation
Cellular component (GO): nucleus; mitochondrial inner membrane
Molecular function (GO): metal ion binding; nucleic acid binding; RNA endonuclease activity
Source: RefSeq, a predicted model, not a curated record